This is a messenger RNA of Paramecium sonneborni, 608 nucleotides long. The record is from the annotation of a GenBank genome assembly. Lineage: Eukaryota; Ciliophora; Oligohymenophorea; Peniculida; Parameciidae.
AUGCAACAGACAAACAUCUUUAUUUAAAGCUCUCAGUAUAUUCCUGAAUAAUCAGAACCAAUUAAAUUUUUAGAGUUUUCAAGUGAACCAUAUUUAGAUCAAUCUAAAAUUGAUACAUAUAGAAAGUAAGAGAAGCUUGGGAGAUUUAAUUAAGGCCAAAAAAGUUAAUACUAUAUAAUAUAAUUUAGAUAGAGAAUCCAUAUAGAUCAAGUUGGGCUAACGCAAUUUUACAUAAACACUUUAAUAUUAAUAUUGUGGAAAAGGGUCAUAAAAUUAUAAUUAAAAAAUUACCUGAAACAGAAGGUAUAUCUCAAACACUAAUAACUCCCUUGCCUGCUAUACAGACAUCAAUAUAAAGAGACAAAAGUUAACUUUUUUCUAGUAUUUCUCAAUACACUAGAAAUAAUUUAAAUAAAUUCUUUAAAUAAAAAAGAAAUUAUCAUGGAUCUACAUCAACAGAAAACAAUAGUUAAAACUUAUAAAAUUCAUCUUAAAAAUAAACAGAUACCAAUGACGUGUUCUCGCUUAUUCAUGUAAAAAGUUAAGACAGAUUGAUGCCAAUUUUUGAUGUUAAUUUUAAAAAAAACCUUUUAUAAUAUAAUAUAUGA